Messenger RNA from Tuber aestivum (summer truffle), 826 nucleotides. The record is from the annotation of a GenBank genome assembly. Lineage: Eukaryota; Fungi; Ascomycota; Pezizomycetes; Pezizales; Tuberaceae.
AUGCUAAAGCACCCCCUCCGCCAAUCCUCCCUCCGACGGCCACUCCUGCUACUCAGCACUGGUGCCAGCAGCAGCACACCCCAGCUCUCCCCGUCAGCAUCUACAUCAACACCCCGCAAAUCCUCAAACCACCAGCACCGCCAACCCUCCUACUUUGCCGCGAGCAUACCAACCCCCUCACCACCCUCCCAGCAAUCGGGGGACCAUACACCCCCAUCCGAACGCAGCCUAAACCUCGGCCGAAGUAUCGCCUCCCCCCCCCCCCUUUCCCAACUACCCCUUCACAUUAUAUUGACAAAACUUAGCGAUCCAAACCCUAAGAUCCCAUCUUCCAACCCUCCUCCAAACCCCACUCCCACUGGACAUCCUCUCGCCCAGCAUAACCUUAAACCUCUUCCCGAGCACACAUCCGCACUUACCCACCGUGCGCGGACGGGUAGCAUACGUAGCGGCACUAUGGACCGCACCGGUGGCAUGGGGCAGAUUACCCGGGAGAAAUCGCCGUCUGGAAGUUCUAAGUGAGAGGAUGUUGGGGGAAGGGCAGGGGGAAGGGGAGGAGGUGUUUGUGGUUAGGUGGAGGGCCUGCGAGAAGGAUGAGUUUUGUGGGGUUUUCCUUUUCGAGUUUGAUGAUGUGGGGAGGAUUGGCAGGCACGUUAUCGAGGAGGUGGAGAGGGGUGGGGAUACCAGUGGAGAGGGGCAAGGUGGGAAGGGGGGUGUUGUUGGGGUUACGGAGUGGUUGCUUGGGAAGGCGAGGGGCGCUGGGGCGGGCGGAGGUGGGAGUGGAGGUGGGUUGGCAUGGCAGUGCGAGGGGGUCAGGGGGAGGUGA